Messenger RNA from Amyelois transitella, 3298 nucleotides. RefSeq lists its product as uncharacterized. Gene Ontology annotation, cellular component: ciliary transition zone. Lineage: Eukaryota; Metazoa; Arthropoda; Insecta; Lepidoptera; Pyralidae. Gene Ontology annotation, biological process: non-motile cilium assembly. Bases 224 to 3298 code for a protein of 1024 amino acids. The transcript is spliced from 20 exons. The record is from RefSeq and is a predicted model, not a curated record.
GGCGGCAUUUUCGUUUUCUCUGAAUACAAAUUCUCGAUUUAGUGAUACUUGUCGCAAUGUGUUGAUGAUUUUAAUGAAAAAUAAGCUAUGUCGCGUCCAAAUAAGCUACGAAAGGUUGUAGGAGUUAGAGAAUCAUAAAUGAAAUGUUUACUUAAAAUUACAGGGGUGAUUACGUUGAAAGUUAAUUUCUGUUAUUUGUCUAAUGUAAAUGUCUUAGUGUACAAUGAUUUCUGCAAAAAGCAAAGAAAAAAUCAACCGUGAUCACACGAGGUGUCAGUCUGCUAAGAGUGAGCGAGAUCCACAUAGAGUGUGCCCUUCGAAACUGACGAAGAAAGAACUCGAAGAUCUCUACUUCUCCUUGAUGGAUGCAAAUCUGGAGUUGAAGAAGACUGUGAACCAGCAGCAGGAGAACAUUAAGAUGCUGAAUACGAAGGUCCACAGGUUGAUGACGUCUACGAAAUGUACAAUUAAAGAUAGCACCUGUUGCCCGCAGACUAAAGCCAUGGUCAAUGAGCAGAAGGAUAUAAUAGCUGAACUGAGGAAAGCCAACGACCGCAUGUCCGAUAGGAUCCGUAUUCUGAACAUGAGACUCUGCUCGGCCAAACAGUUCCUGAAACGUAGCCCGUCCACUGGUAACGCAAGACUCAUGAAGUGCUGCUUGGCUCCACCGGCCUCUUUGAAAAACUCAUCAGUGACCGUUUUGCACAGUAAAAGAAGUGAAAAUGAAUCAAAGUCUGCUGCAGCAUGUCAAACAUCAAACCCUGAAAGAGAUCCUGUGUUGACGAGAUCUGUUGAAACGGAAACUGAGAAAAGACAGAGUGAACAAACAGAUGCAGUCUGCAAUGAAAAUAGAUGUAGAACUCUCAUGGAGGAGUUGAAACAGAAAAUUGCAGAUUUGCAAGAGGAGUCUUCCAAACACCACUCGGAGUGUUCUGGUCGCAUCACCCGUUUGGAGAGCGAGAUGUCCGCCCUUCACGAGGAGAAUGCGAGGGUGACCGAAGAACGGGCGGUGAUGCAGCGGAAUUUGGAUGUGAAGACGCUGAGGGAACACCAGCUGGCGGCAAAAUUGAGGGCUGCUGAUGCUCAAUCCAACGAAAUAUCAUCGCAAUUGUUAAUGGAGAAGAACAGAGUGGCCGAGUUGGAGACGAGAUUGAAGGCGGCCGAAAUGUCCAACCAGGCGAUGAAAACGUUCGAGGAACGGAACUCCGAACCUGUGGUUAGCCUGAAAAGUGUUCACCGUCAAAGCGAAGAUACGAUACGUAAUAGCGAUAACUUGAUACAAAGUGAGAUACAAUUAAAAAAUGGAGACUUACCGCCAGAGAGUUCAAAUAUACAGCCCUAUGGACAUAUACAGUCUAAAAACAUAGAAACGGCCAGAGAUAAUCAGUCAAGAAGCGGUGAUUUGACUAUGAGGAACCUACAAUUUGAAUUUAAAAGUACUAUACAGCCCAAGAAUUUGGGUGUAAUUGAGAAGGAAAUUGGGUUAGGAAAUGAGGAUGUAUUAGUGAGAAACACGCACCCUAAAAGUGGUGAUUUGAUGGCGAGGAAUGUGCAGAAAUGGCAGAGAGUGUCUCUUGUUGAACCCGUCACUUCGAGAUUGGAAAUGAGACAGUCUAACACGAGCCAGGGAAAAUCUGUUGAGACCAAAUGGGAAAAGGACCCUCUUGACUUUGAGAUGGAAGUGAAAGCACAAGACCUGAACAGAUUGAAUGAUUCGGAGAAGCAGCAAUCGGUUCAAGAAAAUAGACCGGAACCACAGCAGACUUGCCAGAAUUGCUUGACCAGUUCUCCCAGCUACGUGAUCAUGACCCCAGGUUCCAAUGCGCCAAGUCAAAGUCCCUGUUUGACACCAAAAAGUACCUGUUUGGCACCAAACAGUCCAUGUGUCGCAAGUCCCAACGGGCCGAGCCCGGCCAAGUCCAAACAUUCAGAUGACUCCGGGUACAAUGAGAACCAAAGCGAGGAUGAUAAGGCGCUAGCUAAAAUAAACACAGAGCUAGCAGAAAGGAUAACAGAAUUACAGGGGCAGCUGGACGGCUUGAGAAUCGCAUCUGCUGGUUUUAACGAGCAAGCAACACAAGCGAACGAAACUAGAAUCGGCGACUUGGUUCCCAAGGAAAACGACAAAGCAGAGCAUGACCAGAUGUGGCCGGAUACAAAUUUGCCCGUUAGAGAAACGUCAAAGGAUGACGAAAUAAAAAAGGAGUCACGUGUGGACACGCCUCCCGCUAUACACCGCGCCAAUCAGCUGUGGGCACAAUAUUCCGGGAACGAAAUGCAAGAAAGAGAAGAUAAAAUACAAUUUUCUAGCUCAUACAAGCAGAGAACUGCUGGUUACGACAACAUCGUCCGCAUAUCAGAUUCACAGCCCGACGGUAAGGACUCCAACAAGAUUUACAAGAGAAAACACACAGAGCACAAAAAGUUGUUGGAAGACAAAAAAACUAACGCUCGGAAUGAAAUACUCGAUAAAAUCGGAGAUGAACCACAAAAGUCGAGAAUCGACAAUAAAAGUCCUUAUAGAGAAAAAUCUGAUCACACUAAUGACAUUGAUUACAAAGACAUUAGAUAUGAUUCAAUUAGACCCGAAAUUGAUAAACCCAGAGAUCCUAAAGUAGAAUUAAAUACACAAACCGAUUCGAAAAUCGGUGUUAAAAUUCAAGAUAAUAAUAUAUUCAGACCAGGGCAAGAUAUUUAUAGGCCGGUAGAAACACGAAGGUCAAGUGAUACGUUGAAAUAUACUGAGAAAUUCCGUAGAAGGAAAUCUACUAUUGAUCAAACGCUUGUUCGCGAACCUUCAAAUCACCUCAGAAAUGAUGAACCGCGGCCAGAAUUAGUGUCGAGUCAGACUCAAAGAAACGCUGACGAUAAUAUAGACAUACAUUCUGCUACAGCUAACAGGGGGCAGCAGUGGGAUCACAACGGUGUGGCGUCUUCUCCCGACGCGACGGACCAUGAAAUAUCACAUCUCUCCGACCUGCCGCCUGAACACGACGUGAACAGUCCUCGCAGCGCCAUAUCUCCGGGCGAACAGAGAACGUCUACGUAUACGGACGCGUACACAGAGCCUUCCACUGAUCUGCCGUCUAUGAGUGAAGGAGAAAUAUAUGUAAAUUCCGGUCGCAGGCGGUCCCCUGGUGAAACGAAGGACGAAGCUGUUGAAGUGAAAAAUUUCAGCGAAGCGGCGUCACAGAAGAUGGAGCGAGCGCUGCAAUCCAUCGAGGAGGAGCUGGCUCGCUGUCGGCAGCUGCUGCAGAAGACCAGAUCGCCAGAGGUGAACCUGUGGGCUUCCGUGUAG